This is a messenger RNA of Cryptococcus amylolentus CBS 6039, 633 nucleotides long. RefSeq lists its product as hypothetical. The record is from RefSeq and is a predicted model, not a curated record. The transcript has a single exon. Lineage: Eukaryota; Fungi; Basidiomycota; Tremellomycetes; Tremellales; Cryptococcaceae. Bases 1 to 540 code for a protein of 179 amino acids.
AUGGACUACCUCACUAUCCUGACCUCUUGCUACAUCACCCUCUUCGCCUCUCCACCCUCCCACCGCUCCCCGUUCUCCUCCCCAUGCUCCUCUCCCACCUCCUCGUCUAUAUUAAGCAGCAUCUUGCCUCCCAAGCCCAUCUCUGUCCCCGUCUCGUCGAUUCUGUACAGCGAUAAUGAGACAGCGUGGUUCCUCAUGCGGCACGUUCUUGCGCCCCCUUUGCCCAACCCCUUUUCCCCUCUGGCUAACACUGGCAGCGGGUCAGUGGGUCGCGGAGACAACAAGAGAAUGGAGGAAGAGGCUGAGGUGAUGGUGUGGCGAGAGAUUGACCGAGCCAAGAUGUGCAUCCGAGCGAUUGGCGGGUGGUUUGGCGCGAACGGGGGAAGGAUCGGGCUGAAGGAGCUCGCCAUGCUGGGAGAGAAGUUUGGGGUUGAGGUAGUGGUCAAGGAGUCAGGAUUGAUCCAGAGGGACAGAAGCCAGACCAUCACUGCACAUUCCCACAGUCAUGGAAUUCGAAAUGACACUACGGUCAUGGUCUGAAGCAGCUCGCUCUGCCCGUGUCUCCCUCUCGUUCAUUCUCGGCUUUCUGGGCUAUGGAUAAAAAUCAAUCUUUUCGGUGUAGCACUAGCGGGU